AAAAGAUAAAAAAAUAAAUGUUUUAGCAAGUUCUACCGUUUCCACCAUACGGAUCUUGCUGCUGGAGCGUCUCAGAUCGUGAUUUCCCUCUUUUUCUAUAACCCCAUUUUCACUUUCUCUCGUUCUUCUACCGUUGCCACAGAUCUCUCUCUUCUCCGAAGUUUCAAUCAUGUUCAAUUUCCACUUUUUCAUGCCAUUUUGACUAUUCGGUCGGUUGCUUUGUCGUCUAAAUCAUAUCUUUCUUCUUCAAAAGAGGAUUAGUGUGAAUGAUGGAUUCAAUUAACCCUUUGCCCGCUGAUGGACUUGAUGUGGUCCACCAAAAUGGCGUUGAUGACGAACCUUCUAAUUCUGGAGAGGACGGUGUUGUUUCAAAUGGCUUAGACCCCCAUGUUACUGAAACUACAGAAACCGUAGCUUUGAAUGGAAAUUUUGAAAGUUUCGACCUGUCAGAAAGCACUGCAACUGGAAACUCGGCUAUGGAGGAAACUGAAGAAACAAAUGACAGUGUGGAUGGCAAUAGUCUCACUGUUUCAAAGGAAAAGGAAGUGAAGAUAACAGUUCAAACGGAACAAUCAAAAGCACAGAAGGGUCCUGUCAAGAUUAAGAAUGCAAAGGUUGCUAGUUCCAGUGGUGUUCGUGCUAGUUUGGUGAAAAACAACAAAAUUGGAAAAGACAAACAAGCAUCAUCUGCUGUUUCAAAUGGAACUUCUGCUGUAGACUCCCGCCCAAAACAGCCUAGUAAAAGCAGAUCAUUCAAUGACCGGCAGUCCCAAUUGUCCAAGCACCCUUCAAAGUCUGAGGCAGCAUCUUCUCAAGUUGCAGCGGAGAAGAAAAAUCCAAAAUCAUUGAAAAAGGGAACUCUUGAUAAAGUUCAAGGAGAAGCAGAACCUUCUCUUACCAAUGCAGAAGAUGCCAAACCUCGCAGGGUGGGGACACUUCCAAAUUAUGGAUUCAGUUUCAGGUGCGGUGAACGAGCUGAGAAAAGGAGAGAGUUCCUCAAUAAGGUUGAGGAAAAGAUUCAGGCAAAGGAGGAGGAGAAGAGUACCUUGCAGGCAAAAUCCAAGGAGAGCCAAGAAGCCGAGAUUAAAAAGCUUAGGAAGAGUCUAACUUUUAAAGCAACUCCAAUGCCAACUUUCUAUCAGGAGCCUGCUCCUCCUAAGGUAGAGCUGAAGAAGAUACCAACCACAAGAGCUAAAUCUCCCAAGCUCGGGCGAAAGAAGAAUUCCACAAAUUCAGAGUCUGAUGGAAACGGAAGCACCAGUUCUCGACAAGGUCGAUUAAGUCUGCAGGAGAAAGUGCUACAGAGCAACUCCACUAAAGGAAUUACCCUUGUCAAUCAAAAGAAGCCGAUACGAAAGUCCCUUCCUACUCGACUGGCUUCUGAAAAGACCAAUUCAACCGCGGCACCUACAUCGAGGGCAACAAAGAAAGAUACUACCUUAACCAAAGCUACAAAUGAAGAGAAAACCGAGAUCGUUGCAGUCAAUGAAGAGAAAACGGAGACCAUUGCAGCCAAUGAAGAGAACAAUACUCUUUCCAGUGAGACAAAUGCUGCUCUUCCUCUGAAUGUGGUUCCUUCAGAUAAACCAAGUGAAGAAGAAUCUCAUGUGAAUGGUGACAUAACAGUGGUUGAAGAGAAUCCUCACCUUACCUUGUCACCAGAAGCGAUAACGACCGUGCAUUGAUCGGAUUGUGAAUGUUAUAGAAGCUUAUGACUCAGAUUAUUUUGACAAUGAAGGCUUGCAAAUUUGCAUUAUGGUUUGUGUUGUCCUAUUGUCGUUGUUUAUUUAUCUGUUUACUCCUAAGCUUGAUAAUUCAGUUGUCAUCAUUCUCAUUUUUAUUUGCUUGCAGCAAUGUAUGUAAACUACUUUGCAAGUUUGAAUAUUCUAGUUGAUGCUUAUUUUGAGUA
Lathyrus oleraceus (garden pea) is the source of this 1909-nucleotide messenger RNA. RefSeq names its product protein WVD2-like 5. Bases 267 to 1685 code for a protein of 472 amino acids. Gene Ontology annotation, molecular function: microtubule binding. The transcript has 10 exons. The record is from RefSeq and is a predicted model, not a curated record. NCBI's taxonomy places the organism in Eukaryota, Viridiplantae, Streptophyta, Magnoliopsida, Fabales, Fabaceae.